AUCAUUCCCUUGAAAUGCUAUUGAAGUUAGAAACGUGUUUAACAAUGUCGUAUGUAACUUUAGAGACGGUCCCUUAAUUUCCGCCUAUCUGCGAAUAUCGAAUAUCGAACAUCCAACAAACUUUAUUCCAGUUCUUUUUGUGCCACAGAAGAAGAGCAACGAUGCAGCGAGACAAGACUGGGAGCUCGGCGGUGUCUGGCGAUAAGCCGGACCGGGAGACCGCCAUCAUGUCCAAAUAUUACGACGGCGUCGAGUUUCCUUUUUGCGACGAGUUUUCUAAGUACGAAAAGCUCGCCAAGAUCGGCCAAGGCACCUUCGGGGAGGUGUUCAAGGCCAAACACAGACAGACUGGCAAGAAAGUAGCGCUGAAGAAGGUGCUCAUGGAAAAUGAGAAAGAAGGGUUUCCCAUCACAGCACUGAGGGAGAUCAAGAUCCUGCAGCUGCUAAAGCACGAGAACGUCGUAAAUCUGAUCGAGAUCUGUCGAACAAAAGCCACCCAGUUUAACCGUUACAAGGGCAGCAUAUACCUGGUGUUUGAUUUCUGUGAGCACGAACUGGCUGGCCUACUAAGCAACGCCAAUGUUAAGUUCACGCUGUCGGAGAUUAAAAAGGUCAUGCAGAUGCUGCUGAAUGGACUCUACUGGAUCCACAGAAACAAGAUCCUGCACAGAGACAUGAAAGCAGCAAACGUGCUCAUCACAAGGGAUGGAGUGCUGAAACUGGCUGAUUUUGGCCUGGCAAGAGCCUUCAGCCUGGCAAAGAACAGCCAGGGCAGUUGCUACACCAACCGAGUAGUGACCCUGUGGUACCGACCUCCAGAGCUCCUGCUGGGAGAGCGUGAUUACGGGCCACCCAUCGAUCUGUGGGGUGCAGGGUGUAUCAUGGCGGAAAUGUGGACGAGGAGCCCCAUCAUGCAGGGAAACACAGAACAGCACCAACUCACUCUGAUCAGCCAGCUGUGUGGAUCCAUUACUGCGGAAGUGUGGCCCGGUGUGGAUAAAAAAUAUGAGUUGUACCAGAAGAUGGAGUUACCCAAAGGACAGAAGCGAAAGGUAAAAGAGCGUCUGAAGGCGUAUGUUAAAGAUCCAUACGCUCUGGAUCUGAUCGAUAAGCUGCUGGUGCUGGACCCAGCGCAGCGUGUGGACAGUGACGACGCUCUCAACCACGACUUCUUCUGGUCUGAUCCCAUGCCCUCUGACCUCAAACACAUGCUCUCCACACACAACACGUCCAUGUUUGAAUACCUGGCCCCCCCGCGGCGCCGUGGUCACAUGCCCCAACAGCCAGCCAAUCAGAACCGCAACCCAGCUACAGCCAGCCAGUCUGAGUUCGAUCGUGUUUUCUGAUUUCGCCGAUGUCACAGACUUUAUUUCUCACUCAUAAUUUAGUAAGGGGAACAAGAUUUAUGGGCUCAAACUGAGAUGAGCAAAGUGCAUUUAAUUCAACUAUCAUGUUCAUUUUGCAUCAUUUUGGACUUGUGGAAUGAAACACUGCUCAGAGGUCAAGGUUCACCGUGUGUGUUGGCUGAAGUGGGAGCAGUUCACUGGGAAAUGAUUUGCAUGUUAAGUCAGAAAAGAUAAAAACAUAAAAAAAGAUUACACGGUCUACGUUUGAGACGGUAUGUCUUGCACGCUUCUGUUUAAGUUCCAGUUUUCCUGUAUUCUGACUUGGGCAGAACUUUGUAUUAUUUUAGCUGAAUGUUAUGUUUAGAAUUUCUGUAGUUAUUUAUCGUAUGGUUUGCACCCUCUGUAUGUUCAUGUUUAUUACUUUUGUAAAAAUCGACAGUGUUUUUGGUUUUUGAGGUACUCGACUGGAAACACCAAUAAACCUCUAACCUUUUA
Ictalurus punctatus (channel catfish) is the source of this 1841-nucleotide messenger RNA. Its product is annotated as cyclin-dependent kinase 9. The record is from RefSeq and is a predicted model, not a curated record. The coding region runs from base 162 to 1346 and encodes 394 amino acids. Gene Ontology annotation, molecular function: cyclin-dependent protein serine/threonine kinase activity; ATP binding. The transcript has 8 exons. NCBI's taxonomy places the organism in Eukaryota, Metazoa, Chordata, Actinopteri, Siluriformes, Ictaluridae. Gene Ontology annotation, biological process: protein phosphorylation. Gene Ontology annotation, cellular component: nucleus.